AUGGAUCGACCUCCGCGUCGCGAGGUAGAAGUCACUGGUUUCGCCAACAGCGAUCUGUCGCGUGGCCGUGCCAAUGGUGUGGCGGUACCAGAUGUGGACAUCGUAAUCCAGGUUCGCCCCGACAGUGUGGCUUCCAAGCUGCCCUCGAAGGGCGUGGCCGAACCGCGGAUGCUGCAGAAAUGGGCGCUUCGCAUUUGUGCCGAUCGCCUCGUUUCCGGGGGUUUCAAGUUCCGGCGCUCUGGCUUCCGCGGGAAUGAGCCGAAGAUGACGUUGUUGGUGCCCUCUGAGCUCAAGAUUUUUGACACCGCGGUGCCCAUAGACAUCUCGGUGAACGCCGUGACGCCGCUGCACAGCGCGGCGUUGAUCUCGGAGUGCAGCAACUUGAACCCACAGAGCAAGGAGCUGAUCCUGUUGAUCCGCCGCUGGGCAAAAGAUCGCGGUAUUUGCCACGCACCCAAGGGACACUUGUCGCCCUACGUGUGGAGCUUGUUGGUGGUGUACUACCUGCAAGUCGCCCAAAAGGAACCCCUGUUGCCUCCUGUGGCGGAAUUUCAGGCCAUCAAGGAUCUCCUCCUGGCCGGUUGUGGUAAAACUGCUCAACCAUGGCGCGGCAAGGCCAGCGAGCUCACGGCCGCCGAGCUCCUCAAGGGCUUCAUGCAGUUCUACAACAGCUUUCCGUGGAAGUCAGAGGCGGUCUGUGUGCUGAAGGGUACCCAGGGUCCCAUGCCUCUCUCGUUGCCAAUUCACAUCAUCGAGCACGAGGACGGACCGAAGAGCACCGAGUGCGGACCGAACAUCGAAGAUCCCUUCGCCCCGAAGAAGAACUUGGGUAGCGGUAUGACCUGGUGGAGUUGGCUCCGCAUGAAGGAGGAACUGGCAAGGGCCCACACCUUGCUAGAGCAAGACACGUCGCUGUCCACGCUUCUUGCGCCCUGGUCGCCGGAAGGCCCCGAAGAGGCGUCCCGCAACUGA
Cladocopium goreaui is the source of this 972-nucleotide messenger RNA. Lineage: Eukaryota; Dinophyceae; Suessiales; Symbiodiniaceae. The record is from the annotation of a GenBank genome assembly.